This is a messenger RNA of Ananas comosus (pineapple), 1734 nucleotides long. Its product is annotated as serine/threonine-protein phosphatase PP2A-2 catalytic subunit. The record is from RefSeq and is a predicted model, not a curated record. Gene Ontology annotation, biological process: peptidyl-serine dephosphorylation; mitotic cell cycle. The transcript is spliced from 11 exons. Gene Ontology annotation, molecular function: protein serine/threonine phosphatase activity. The coding region runs from base 214 to 1158 and encodes 314 amino acids. Gene Ontology annotation, cellular component: cytosol. NCBI's taxonomy places the organism in Eukaryota, Viridiplantae, Streptophyta, Magnoliopsida, Poales, Bromeliaceae.
AAAUCCCUCAAUCGCUCACACAGGGCGAGCAAAAAAGAAGUACAAAAAUUUAUAUAGAGCCCAUCGAAGGGCGCCCGAGGGUUUCCCUUUACUUCCCUCCUCUUCCGAAGCAUAUUAUUAGAGAGAGAGAGAGAGAGAGAGAGAGAGGAAGUUAGGGGUUCGAGAUCUGGGGUUAGGGUUUCGCGGGCGUCGCACUGGUUUGGGAGGAAGAAGAUGAGCAGCGCGAAUUCGACGGCCGCGAGCUCCCAUGGCAACCUCGAUGAGCAGAUCUCGCAGCUCAUGCAGUGCAAGCCUCUCUCCGAGCCAGAGGUUAGAGUGUUGUGUGAGAAGGCAAAAGAGAUACUGAUGGAAGAGAGCAAUGUCCAACCUGUCAAAAGCCCUGUGACAAUAUGUGGUGAUAUUCAUGGUCAAUUUCAUGAUCUAGCAGAAUUAUUUCGAAUCGGUGGGAAGUGUCCAGACACAAAUUACCUAUUCAUGGGAGAUUAUGUAGACCGUGGGUACUAUUCAGUUGAAACUGUCACGCUUCUGGUGGCUUUGAAGGUCCGCUAUCCUCAGCGAAUUACGAUUCUUAGAGGAAACCAUGAGAGUCGUCAGAUCACUCAAGUUUAUGGGUUUUAUGAUGAGUGCUUACGGAAAUAUGGCAAUGCAAAUGUUUGGAAGAUCUUUACAGAUCUUUUUGAUUAUUUUCCUCUGACGGCAUUGGUCGAGUCAGAAAUAUUUUGCUUGCACGGAGGUUUAUCACCGUCAAUUGAGACCCUUGAUAACAUACGCAACUUUGACCGUGUCCAAGAAGUUCCUCAUGAAGGCCCCAUGUGUGACCUUUUAUGGUCUGACCCUGAUGACCGAUGUGGCUGGGGUAUUUCUCCUCGUGGUGCUGGGUAUACCUUCGGACAAGAUAUUUCGGAGCAGUUCAACCAUACAAAUAACCUUAAGUUGAUAGCCAGAGCUCAUCAGUUAGUGAUGGAAGGGUACAACUGGGGACAUGAGCAAAAGGUGGUGACCAUAUUUAGUGCACCUAAUUAUUGCUACCGAUGUGGGAAUAUGGCCUCCAUCUUAGAAGUUGACGAUUGCAAGGGGCAUACAUUUAUUCAGUUCGAGCCUGCCCCAAGAAGAGGGGAGCCGGAUGUAACUCGUAGAACGCCUGAUUAUUUCCUGUGAAAGCACAGCUUAUGGAGGAAGAGGUGUGCUCAUUUGUCGCAGCAAUUGUAUGCUUAAUUGAGCUUGUGAUUGCAGAUAUUUCUGUGAGAUCCUAUCGGUCUGAUUGACGACUAUGGGAUGAUGCUUAUGCUUGGUGGUUUGGUUGGGAAUUUUUUUUUUUAAUUUCAUAAUUUAGUAGGAAUGAUCGUCUAUUUUUAUACUUACGAACCUUGUGAUUGUUUCCAUUUCGAGUCAGAGGCGGUAGGACUGGUAUGAAUGAAGAAUCAGCAGCAACAUGUAUCAUCUCGGAGGGGAUUGAUUAUUGGUUUUCCACCUUUCUGUUCUUUUUUUCCUUUCAUCUUUCUUUCAUCUUUUCUUUGUUCUUGUAGAGGGGAAUUUCACAAAUUGGGGUCUCUAUUUGCAAUUGUUAGUUUCUCACUCUACUUCAAUAUCACAUUAUCUUCCUGAACUAAUGUGGCUAAUUGUAUGUACUGGGGUUAUUUGAACUAUUGUAGCUGUAAAUGUUCUGUUGUUCCCUGUAUGCAUGAUUCUUACCCUCUUUCAUGGUGGGCAUUCAUAAAUUUUGUUACUUUUCCA